AUGAAGCGGGCACUGUGCUGUGUCCUCACCAGCUUAGUGAACACAAAUGGGCCUGUCUCUAAUUUUCUGUUGGUAAAAGGGUUUUUUUUGAACUCUGGAUCUGGCAACUCCCAACACAACACCAUCCUGCCUGCCCUGAGCCACUGCUCCCAGCUCACAGCCUUCAGCUUCUGUGGGAAUCCCAUCUCCAUGGUCGCCUUGGAGACCCUCCUACGCCACACUGUCAGGCUGAGCAAGUUAAGCCUAGAACUCUAUCCUGUCCCCCCAGGGUGUUAUGCCCAGGGUGUUCUCCACUGA
Molecule: messenger RNA, 297 nt
Organism: Carlito syrichta (Philippine tarsier)
Lineage: Eukaryota; Metazoa; Chordata; Mammalia; Primates; Tarsiidae
Product: PRAME family member 12-like
Exons: 2
Coding region: 1-297 (98 amino acids)
Cellular component (GO): cytoplasm
Source: RefSeq, a predicted model, not a curated record